This is a messenger RNA of Ectocarpus siliculosus, 486 nucleotides long. NCBI's taxonomy places the organism in Eukaryota, Phaeophyceae, Ectocarpales, Ectocarpaceae. The record is from the annotation of a GenBank genome assembly.
CUCUCAAGUGUGUACAUCGUCAGCGCUUGUUGUCCAGGAAAUGCUUGCCUCGCCCAGGUAGGGACUGCUGUGCGUCGGUCUUUGUUCCAAACGCCAAGCUCACGCUGGCUCGGGUUGGUGUUUUGAACCUCUUUCGUCCGCAUGCGGAAACAUGUGAUCGUUGCGGCAGCUGUCGGGUUGGUGCCCUGCCUGACAGCAGCAGCCACAACGGUGCACCACGCCCACCCACCCACCAGUGGUGGGCCUGCUUUGGUAGGCGAGCGGCUCAGCCAGCAGCAGCUCCGUCACAAAAUCGAAGACGGCGUGUUGAGCAGGCUGGCCUCGGGCAUGAGGGAGCACGGAGAGAGGGUAGAGAGAGGAGAGCUGCGACCCCGGCCUUUCGUAACGCUGACCUACGCUCAGAGCAUUGACGGCAGUAUCGCGGCUGCGGACAAGUCCCAGUGGGAACACGCGCAGAUCCGGCAAUGGCCCAUAGUACUAGAGUAA